CAUUGCCGCGUUGCGGCGUUAGUGAGUGCAGCGCGUUCGGAAGUGGAGGAUGUGAGUGCAAAGUAGGGCUGUGUUGUACCUUUGCUCCAGCAGCCAUGCGGCCUCGAACGCUGCUGCUAUCUCAUGGAGUUAUUUUUCUUCUAGCUGCCAUCAUCUUCUCCAUCUCUACAGCGGCCUUUCAACGAGACUCUUUCAACAAUAGAAUCAAGCGAUUGACUGAAGAGAAACUGAAAAGUUUACUCACAACAGAAGAGUGGAACGCUCUGCUAGCUACAGCUAAUGACAAAGAUCCGAACUUUGCAAUAGUCUACCCGCGGAUCUCGAGGCCUGCGCGGGAGAAGAGAGGCGCAGGUGAGAGCGAGAGGACACUGGAUGUGGAGGCGGGAGGCAGCAUUAGGCGCAGAUUUCGUGUGCACCUGGCGCGAGCCGAGGGUCUGGUGGACCCCAGCUUUGUGGCUCUCAGCCGCUGGCAGAACCGCACCUCUCUGCUUGCGCCCGAUCUCAUUGAGACCGACUGCUACUACACGGGCGUUGCCCCCCAUCGAGCUGCUGUCGCCGUCUGUGGAGGAAUGAGAGGAAUUAUAACGAUGGAAAACUACGACUAUUUUGUGAUCAAUCCUCUGCCUAAUCGUUUACACAAACGAUCCACCGAUAUACCACACAUCAUAGUGCAAAAGACACUUCUACCACAGCACAAGUGCUCUCACGAUUUGAUGUCAAGUGCAACAAAUCAGUACUCAUCAAAUACACAGCAAUUCACUGAAACAGCCCAAAAACUGCAGUCGAACAGUGAUCUAGGCUGGAAACGGUUCCGACAUUUUUUCAAUCAGCCAUCAUUACUGCCAAAUAACAUAGACAGUGUAUCAAAAUUUCGGAACGAGAAUUCAAUAAAUAAUUCAAGUGAUAAUAGUUUUAGUACAAAUAGGGAGCAAUUAUCUAGUAGAUGUGGCAAUGUGAGAACUGGAAGUGAAUUCAGUUCUGAACAGCCUGUUGAUCCUAGGAGAAGCCAAAGUAAACAUUGUGAAGAUUCUUUGUCUUUGGGUGAUUCAAAAUUUUCAGAGAUCAAUUACAGUGAAUAUAGAAAGCUAGAUAGGAGACGUAGGAUGGUAUCGACUUUAUCACCAGUGUAUGUGGAGACGGCUGUGUUUGUUGACAGAGACCUAUUUCGUCACAUGACCAUCAACUUCCCAUCUGACACUGAGAAAGAGCUGGUGAGAUUUGUCCUUGCAAUGGUCAAUGCAGUUCAACUGCUGUACCAUGACCCAUCUCUAGGUAGAGUUGUUAAUUUUGUAAUGAAGAGACUGGAAAUUCUACAUGCUGAUCCGACUGGUCUCACAAGAUCACACGACAUCGACCGAUUUCUCAACAAUUUCUGUGCUUGGCAGCGACUGGAGAAUCCUCCUGCGGACUCCGACCCUCUUCACUGGGAUCAUGCACUCAUACUGACUGGCCUCGAUCUUUAUGUGCUCAGCAAAAAUGGCAAACUCAGCAGUCAAGUAGUUGGUUUGGCACCAGUGGCAGGAAUGUGCACUCCAACCAGCAGUUGCACUGUGAACGAGGGUCGACAUUUUGAAAGUGUCUAUGUAGUUGCUCAUGAAAUAGGUCAUAACUUGGGAAUGCGUCAUGAUGGACCCUUAGCAGAGAACAACUGUGAUCCAGCAAGCUACUUGAUGUCUCCAACGCUUGGUAGCGGAAAAAUUACAUGGUCAGCAUGCAGUAAACGCUACUUGGAGCAGUUCCUCAGAACAACACAAUCACGGUGUCUGAUGGACCACAGUACAUCCUCCGAUCAGUUGGACCAUGGUGGCAAGGGAACACUUCCAGGAGAGCGAUUUGGUGCCGAUCAACAAUGUGCCCUGAAAUAUGGAGAAGGAAGUCUACAUGCCAGCACACAGCCACUCCAAGACAUCUGUAGAGACCUGCACUGCAGUAGAGAUCAUUACACGUGGACCUCACAUCCCGCUCUGGAAGGGACAACAUGUGGCAAAAAUAAGUGGUGCAGGAGUGGCCGUUGUAUCACUCACGGCCUGUCGGCGCUGCAGGCCCUGGAGCAGCCGGUGGCGGGCGGCUGGAGUGAGUGGGGGCCCUUCUCCGAGUGCGCGUCCGGCUGCCUCCACGGCGAGGCCGGCACUCUGACUGCUGGCAGCACCGGAGUCAUGUUUGCCUCACGACAGUGCAACAAUCCAAGGCCAGAAAACGGUGGAGACCCAUGUGUUGGACAUGACAAGAAAUACAAAACAUGUAAUGCAAUGCAGUGUGCAAAUGUUCCUAGAACAACAAUAAGAGAUUUUGCUGAUGAAAUAUGCAUCCGGACAAAGGAGGUAGACAAGGACUUGAUUGGAACCGGUCUACAGAGGAUAAGUUCAGAUGCGAAAGAAGCGUGCACAGUGUGGUGUUAUAAGAGGCGAGGAGGCUCCAAGAGCAGAGGCUGGUCGUUCCCAGAUGGUACCACCUGUCGCACUCACCGAGCCCACAAGCCCAUGUUCUGCAUCAGUGGAGUCUGUCAAGAGUUUACCUGCCAGUACGACGGGAGAAAAUGGGAGGAAGACGUGUUCAGUUUGUCGCGCGAGUCGUGUCCCAUUGCGCCGCUGUUCUCCAGGGACAAGCGACGUGAGGUGAGUGUCUCCGCGUGGAUGCCAACCUCCGACUGCUUCCACAGCUGCAUCAGUCCCGGCUCCGGCAUUCGAGUGGUCGAGAGGCGACCUUGCAGGAAAUGCAACACAACUAUCAGUGUACAGCUGUGUCAACCCAAACAGAAGUCGUGUGGACGUUCGCAAACACCUGUAGAGUACGCUUCAACAGUGUGUACAAAAUACAGCCAAAGAGUGCGCAGGUUGUCUGGACUUGGCAUGCAACUUUCUGCAACCGCAGAUGAUUCAGAUCGGCCUUGCAGACUGGCCUGCCAAGAUGAUAGUGUCCUGCAUAGAUUCUACCUAGUCAAUGGCGAGGAAGGUCAUUUUCCGUUCGGAACUGACUGCAGCAGAGGUGACCUUUCCAGGAGAGCAUUUUGCGUCAGUGGUAAAUGCUUGGACUUUGGAUCAGACGAUGCUCCAUUAAAAGAGUACCUGUACAGUGCAGGUUUAAACCAAAUGCAGAAAAGUAUCGGGGAAUUUAGAAAGUCACGCGUCGAAAGAAACGCACCGCUCCUUUCCAUUGCUCAAUUCGCCCCUCAGCUGACAACAAUGUCCAAGUCUAAAGAGAUCGAAUAUCAUCAAUCUGUUGAUUUGCAGAAUCCGAUCGACUUGACAUCAGAAUUAAGAAUGACUGAUUAAUAAUAUUAACAACACUAGAUUUAUCAAUCAAGUGGAACGAGAACUUACAUAAUACUAGUAUUUAUUCGUUAUGUUGUUGAUAUAUUAAAUUGAUAGUUUUGUUGAGAGAGGGGAGAGAUACAAAUAUUAUGUACAUAAUGUGAAUAAUAUUUUCAAUUCAUAAAGUCA
Molecule: messenger RNA, 3440 nt
Organism: Nilaparvata lugens (brown planthopper)
Lineage: Eukaryota; Metazoa; Arthropoda; Insecta; Hemiptera; Delphacidae
Product: A disintegrin and metalloproteinase with thrombospondin motifs adt-1
Exons: 18
Coding region: 96-3272 (1058 amino acids)
Biological process (GO): extracellular matrix organization; proteolysis
Cellular component (GO): extracellular matrix
Molecular function (GO): metalloendopeptidase activity
Source: RefSeq, a predicted model, not a curated record